AUUGAAAAUAUUUGCGAGACAUUUCUGCUUAAAAAAAAUAUACUUAAAAGGGCAUAUGGUGACACUAUCAUUUGCAACAAUUUAAAGCACGUACGAUAGCUAUGGUCACGAUCAUUUUACCCCAAAUAUUUUGCCGUAUACGAUAAAUAAAUUUCCCUCUCUAGUUGGGAAACAUAACCAGUCCAGACACGUAAAAAUGUAAGUCAACUCAAAAUCCUCCCGUUGACGACGGCACUCCCACUGCUACUCCCGUCACUGUUAAAUAUAAUCCAAAAGAGCUAAAUACAGUGUUUCCAUUUCAAGCACACCAUUCCUCUUCCCUCUUUAUCCUCUCUAUCAAUUCCUCCCCCCCCAUCGUCUUUUCCUAUAUAAGUAGAGUGGAGGCAAGUCUUUGCGCACCUGGACUAACAAGUAAGACUAGUGCUUUUUUUGGUGUCCAAAUCCUCGCUGUCGUCUUCAAAGUUCCUUCUCUAGAUCUGCGCUUCACUUCUAAGUCAAAUGCAAAAUCUGCGGAUCUCAGCUAGGGUUUCCGUUCCUUACUAGACCGAAAAUGCUGGCCCACUCAUCACCACGUGUACGCCGUUAUUCUAGGGUUUUGCCGUUGAAUUUCUGUAGCUGUUGAUUUGGUGUAAAACGAGAAAUUUGCAGUUCUCAGCUCGGAAAAUUGGAUCUUUCGUAUUCCUAGAUUGAUACGUUAAGGUUACCGGAACUUUUGAUUAUUAUUUCAGUGAGUUACAGCUGUAUUUUGACUAGUCUAGGAAAACGCAAGGGAAUCUUACGUGGUUCAUUAAUAGGUCGCGUGAAUUGAACAUUUUCUGUAGUUGAUGAAGUUAUAAGGAUGUUGUGACGAAUGGCGUUGAAGUUACCAGCUGUUGAAGCAGCUAAGGUUGCGAUUCAGUCUAUAGGAUGUGGAUAUGAUAUAUCAUUGGACUUGAGGCUUAAGUACUGUAAAGGUCAUCCAGCUAACAGUCGUUUAAUCGAAAUUGAUGAAGAUGAGGGUCGGGAAGUUGUGCUUCCUGGUGGAAUUUCAAUACCUAAUGUGUCGAAAUCUAUUAAGUGUGAUAAAGGAGAACUCACACGGUUUCGUUCUGACGUUCUUUCUUUCCAGCAGAUGUCAGAGCAGUUCAAUCAGGAGGUAUCUGUGAAUGGUAAAAUUCCUUCAGGGCUCUUCAAUACUAUGUUCGAGUUUUCUGGUUCUUGGCAGAAGGAUGCAGCGUACACUAAAAACCUUGCUUUUGAUGGCGUGUUCAUCACGUUGUACUCUGUUGCUCUAGAAAAAUCUCAAAUGGUGCUGUGUGAAUAUGUUAAAAAAGAAGUUCCAUCAACAUGGGAUCCUGCGGCAUUAGCAAGGUUUAUUGAAAAAUUUGGUACUCAUGUCAUUGUUGGUAUAAAGAUGGGCGGAAAGGAUGUAAUAUAUAUGAAACAGCAGCACUCCUCAUCCCUUCUGCCUGCUGACGUGCAAAAGCGUUUGAAGACGAUGGCAGAUAAGAGGUUUUCAGGUGCAAAUGAACAAGGCGGAAUAGAAUCACAGCAGGCACAUCAGAAUGAGAAGUUUGAAAUCAGGGAGCACCGACUGAGGUUCGCCGAUCCCAAUAUAUCUGGUUCAUAUGCACAUAAGGAGGAUACUGUUUGUAUUUGCAAGAGGAGAGGUGGAAGUGAUAACAGAGGCCUGAUGCAUAAUCAGUGGUUACAAAGUGUGGAUCAGGAGCCUGAUGUGAUCUCAAUGACCUUCAUUCCUAUAACUUCACUGUUGAAUGGCAUUGCAGGAAGUGGAUUUUUAAGUCAUGCUAUAAAUCUGUACUUACGCUAUAAACCACCAAUUGAAGAGCUUCACCAGUUUUUGGAAUUUCAGCUGCCAAGGCAGUGGGCGCCGGUAUUUGGUGAUCUUCCGCUUGGUCCACAGAGAAGGCAUUUAAGUUUUCCAUCUUUGCAGUUCAGUUUACUUGGUCCCAGGCUUUAUGUGAACAACACUCUGGUUGAUGUUGACAAGAGGCCAGUGACCGGGCUUCGUUUGUACCUUGAAGGUAAAAGGAGUAACCGCUUAGCUGUGCACUUGCAGCAUCUUUCGUCUCUUCCUAAAGUCUUCCAACUUGAAGAUGAUCCAAAUGGCAAUUUUCGCCGAGAAUCAUAUGAUCGGAAAUACUAUGAAAAAGUUCAAUGGAAGAACUUUUCUCACGUCUGCACCGCACCUGUUGAAUCUGAUGAAGAUCUUAAUAUAGUUACUGGAGCACAAUUGGAAGUAGGAGAUUAUGGGUUUAAAAAGGUCCUCUUUCUGAGACUCCGUUUCUCAACUGUCAUGGAAGCUACUAUGGUAAAGCACCCUGAAUGGGAUGGUUCCCCUGGGUUGGCCCGCAAAUCUGGUUUGAUAUCAACUCUCAUUAGCCAGCACUUCACGUCAGUUCAGAAGCCACCUCCUCAGCCAGCUGACGUGAACAUAAAUUCUGCCAUUUACCCUGGUGGUCCUCCCGUUCCCGUGCAAGCCCCUAAGCUCUUGAAAUUUGUCGAUACUACUGAGAUGACUCGAGGACCUCAGGAACCUCCUGGUUAUUGGGUUGUUUCAGGUGCAAGGCUUAUGGUUGAGAAAGGAAGGAUCUCUGUGAGAGUCAAAUAUUCCUUGUUAACUGUAAUACAACCCGAUGAUGAAAUAUCAGAGUAAUUGAGAAGAGGUUCUCUUCUAUUUAUACUUAUAAAUGCAAAGGCUACAGUGAGAAGUGGCAGCAUAGUUUGUUGCUGACUUUGAUGUUGAAACACCUGUUGUACAAAAUUUGGUGGAAGUGCCCAAAAAUAUGUACUUUUGAGAUGUCUGUGAUCUUUGUUCUGAUUUUGUUCGCUUAAUGUAAAUCAUGACAACAUUGGUUGUAAUAUAAUUUCUCACUUCUCCAAA
Molecule: messenger RNA, 2884 nt
Organism: Capsicum annuum
Lineage: Eukaryota; Viridiplantae; Streptophyta; Magnoliopsida; Solanales; Solanaceae
Product: MACPF domain-containing protein At4g24290
Exons: 7
Coding region: 851-2656 (601 amino acids)
Biological process (GO): regulation of salicylic acid mediated signaling pathway; plant-type hypersensitive response
Cellular component (GO): plasma membrane
Source: RefSeq, a predicted model, not a curated record